Molecule: messenger RNA, 770 nt
Organism: Aspergillus ochraceoroseus IBT 24754
Lineage: Eukaryota; Fungi; Ascomycota; Eurotiomycetes; Eurotiales; Aspergillaceae
Product: cupin domain-containing protein
Exons: 1
Coding region: 38-670 (210 amino acids)
Source: RefSeq, a predicted model, not a curated record
UAUCAACAAUUCAGUACUCUAGGUUUAGGAGACAAAGAUGACGUCAUUGGUGGCUAGUUCAUUUUUUCCAAAAGUCGGUCACUGUUUGCCAACAACAAACCAGCAAGAUCUAUCAUACUUUCUCAUACUCAUCAUGUUCAUCAGGCCACCGUUAGAGAUCCAAGUGACAUCCAGGCAGAUUCCCCAGUGGAACUGUAUCCCCAAUACCUCCAUCCAAUCCAAGCCCCUCAUGAUAUACCACCAGGCAUUUGAAGCAUCUCCAGAGGAACUCAAACAGCAUUUCCGGAUGGUUGGUGAAGUCACACCCGGCUGGGUCUAUACUAUGUAUAGCCAGACACACUUCCAUUCCACUACCCAUGAAGUUCUUGGAGUCGUCUCUGGCUCUGCGUAUCUUUGUUUCGGGGGAGAGGGGAACCCUGGCCGGUUUGAGACCAGAGUUGAGAAAGGGGACAUGAUCAUAAUUCCCGCCGGUGUGGGUCACCGGCUCCUUCAUGAGCCUGAUCUAGACAAGGGCUCGUUCAAAAUGGUUGGCGCCUACCCGCAGAAUAAAACCUGGGACAUGUGUUACGGGCAGUCGGGAGACGAAGAGAAAUGUAGAAACAUUGAGAGUUUGGGGUGGUUUCAAGCGGAUCCACUAUAUGGGACGGAUGGGCCUGCCCUGCGGGUUUGAAGCAUGUUAGCUUACUAGGAAUGUUGGAAUAAACACGCUUUGGAUGUUCACACCGAAACUGGUCAAGUGAGAAACGGGCCUUCUUAGGGACUAUUUGGAC